AUCAAUUUCAUUACAUUUUCAGCAAAAUUUUUCCAUCAGGGAUUCUAUUACCUUCGGGUGAUAAUUACCAUCGGAGGGUUAACGCGAUCCCUCACUUACCGACCCAUGGCAAGCGCGAGAAGGUCAUUUUAGUCGCGACGCAACGCCGCUGGCGCCGUCCGCAAACCGCAGCCGAGCGGGCCGAGUAUCGACGCGCGUCCGGCGGACGGACCUGUGUAAAUCGCAGUACCUUGAUCACUGGUACCGCUUCGAGGUGGGCGCGCAUCGAGCGUCUCGGCGAGUACGGCAAGUGCAUCGCGUAAUUUUGAGCGGGAGGAACGUCCCCGGCGUUCCCGUCGCUGCUCGUCGGCCUCCGAUCGGGUGUCACGCGCUCGCGAUCGUCCGGGCGCAUUUUCGUCGACCUCGCGUCGCGAGACGUCACGACGGCGCGACGUGCGUACGGUGUGCCUGACUGCCUGCCGCGAUGCAAUAGCUGUGAUACGCCGAUCUACCGUUCGCCGCGCCGCGCCGCGCCGGCCAUGGACGCCGGCGAUUCCGUCGAGCCUCGAGCCUAAGAGAAAGAUCGGUCUCACGUCUCAUCGCCUCGCCUCGCCUCGCCUAAACGAUCAUUAUGCCCGCGCGGACCCGCGUGCGCCUGUUGCUGUCCCGCUACACUACCAACGAUCCCGAGACGGGAGGAUGCAACGAAGUCAGCUGAGAGACAUCUCAUCCUGGAUGACGCGUCUGUUCCCGGAGCCAGGAGACGGUAGCAGUCGGAUGGCCGAGGGAUUCAAGAUGUUCGGCUCGAAAAACAGCUCGCCUACCAGUACGUUUUACACGGAUCUGGAGAUCACGGAGGACAAGCCCGAGUUUCGGCAGGAGGAGGACGAACAUUCCAAAGCGCCACGUUUGCCGGAGCAGCAGAGCACGACCAGCGAAAAUGGCAACUCGCAAGAUUCGGACGCGGCAACAGGUGUCGAGGAGCAACGAUACGUCAGACAUUCCUUCCACAGGAUCGCCAGUUUCGGUGGCUUCCCGCGAUUUCAGCCGUUCGUCAUGUCCGCUUCCACGCCCGCUGAAUGCAUCGAUAUCACGAGGCACGAGGAGACUUCAACGGAAACGUCCUAUAUUAAAAUGUCGCAUAGUGUCCUAGAGUAUAGAAGUAGCAGGUACGUAGCUUCGGAGAGGAGGUCCCAUCAGUAUACAUUAGAUACCUACGCGGUGAGCGAAUCCGAGAGCGAGGAGGAGUCGGAGGAAACUAGAUCUUCGGAGACAGACUCCGCCAUAGUGGCUGAUCAUACGGAAGAGUCGUUAUCGGAGCCGAAACUGCUCGCGAAGAAGGGUUCCCCCGAUUCGAAGCGAAAGAAGGCGUUGCGCGUAGCCCAAGAGCUACUAGCGACUGAGAAAAAUUAUGUCAACAUUCUGCAUCUGAUCGACCAGGUGUUCCAAUUCAGGGUCGAUCAGGAAAACAGAGCGCAUCCGAUGUUCCCUCCAGAAACUGUCCAGCAUAUGUUUUCAAAUAUCAAAUCUAUUUAUAAAUUCCACAACGACUUUCUACUACCGCAAUUCGAGGAGAGAAUGCAAUGUUGGGAUUCGAAUCCGCGAAUCGGCGACAUAAUGAAGAACUUUGCACCGUUCCUCAAAAUGUAUACAGAGUAUGUAAAGAAUUUUGAUUACGCCAUGAAUCUGAUAAGCACCUUGCAAAGCAAGGUGCCCAGAUUUGCAGCGAUUGUCAACGAAAUUCAGAAGCUCGACGAAUGUGCUAAAUUGUCAUUAGCACAUCACAUGUUGAGUCCCAUACAGAGGUUGCCGCGAUACGAGUUACUUCUCAAGGAUUAUCUGCGAAAUCUCACCGAGGACAAUCCAGACUACGAAGACACGAAAAAGGCUCUGGAGUUGGUGUCAACCGCCGCAAAUCAUACAAACGAGGCAAUGAAAAAGAUCGAUAAGUUUAAGAAACUUUUAGAAAUCCAAGAGAGUAUAUAUGAUGCGACUGAUCUAGUCAGUGCGACCCGCGAACUAAUAAAGGAAGGGCGUAUAGUGAAAAUCUCAGCGCGUAGUGGCGAUCACCAGGAGAGGCAUUUGUUUCUGUUUAGCGAUUUAUUAUUACUCUGCUCAAUAAGACUGAUACCCGGUCCUAUGUACCGACUAAGGGCUAAAUUUAUGGUGGAAAAUUUACAAGUAGUUGAAGGAGACAAUCUAGAAACCGCAAAUACUUUUUACAUAAGGGACGAAAAUAAAAGCGUCGAGUUGUAUACACACGCUGCUGCGGAGAAGGCUGUAUGGCUGGACGCGUUGUUUCAAACGAUGCAAGAAAUCAUGAGACGCAAGGCCAGUCUGAAAACUGGAAGUGUUAAAUCUUCUUUGGUUAAGGCUGAUGAUGUAACUAGGUGCAUGGUUUGCGAAGUUAUUUUUUCUGUGAUGAAACGAAAGCACAAUUGCCGGGCUUGUGGAAUAGUGGUUUGUAGUAAAUGCUCAAAUCAGAAAUUAUUAUUUGAAGACAAUAAGAAUAUGAGAGUGUGCAGAUUAUGCCAUGCCGCGCUCACUCAACCGCUCACUAAAUCACCGUCGUCACCGUCUGGACCAGUGCCAAGUUUGUUACAGGUAUCGGCAAGCGCGCCAUCAGUAUUAACCGGAUACCUGUUACUAAAGACGCAGGCCAGUAAGCCUUGGACAAAACGAUGGUUUGCGUUGCACGUUGACUUCGUUCUAUACUCAUUCAAAUCGGAGUCGGAAAGCAUGGCCAUGACAGCGACGCCCAUGCCAGGCUUUAUGGUUACGGAAGGUACAAAAUUACCCGACGAAGACCCCUUGAACACGAAGGAUCGGAUAAGGGCAUUUAAAAUGCAUCAUUCGAGAAAAUAUUACUAUCUCCAAGCGUCUUCUCAAGAGGACAAAGAGAAGUGGAUGCACACAUUGGAGUUGGCUACAAAGGCUGAACUACCUCAUUUUACGCAGGUGGAAAACGAAAGCGCACAAGAAAGUCAAUCGAUGAACGAUGUACAAUGAAUAUUCGUACCUUUCUAUCUACCAAACUAGCCAAUUUUUUAUUAUCAUAUUCACGAAUGAGAAGACGGAUAUGGCAAUGUAAGAUAAUCGUUAGUAGUUAAUUAGCUAUAUUUAAAAUGACGUUAACUUAUGUUAUAUAUAUAUAUUGUUAUUAGUAUAUACACAUUACAAGAGAGAAAUCGAGUCAAUAGCGGCCGCUGCCGAGAAACGCUUGUUGUUUUGUAUAAUGUUCUGUUAUAGUAUAUUUAUAAAUAUAUAUGUCGUUCUAUCACGAUACGCUGUGCUGACCGUAAUAUGUAAUGGAAGUUGCAAUGCUUGGAAAAAUUAAUUACGCGCUUCAGUGAUAGUAUGUUAUUUAAGCUACGAGAUCGUUUUUAUUAAAAUCGAUAUUCUAGAAUCGAUUUUAUUAUAUAACGCACUGGAUUCGAUAGUUUAACAAUAAAUUUAUUCCGUCAAUUAAAAAUUUCAUCUAGUUCUAAAUGCAUCUUAGUAGUUCCUACCUAAUUAUUAUCGCAAUAAUUACGAAUUUUAUUACAUUCACUAGAAUUACAUUCACUUCGGCAUCAAAGUGCAUACGGAUGUCUGCUAAUUAUCCGCACCUGUGCAUUUAUCACACUUCUUGAAUUGCACAUAUAGACCGUCAGCUGCGUAUGUGAACAUGCGAAUGGCAUCGUUGCCAUUCGAAACAUCCUUUCUGUUCGUUUCGUAGCAGAGAGUGUAAUUCGAGAGGAUUGUGAUUAACGUCACUUUUGCAAUUAAUAGAGAUUUGUCUGAAAAAUUUAAGACCAGUCAUGGACGUUUUGUAAAUUCACAUGUCCAAUUGAUAUGUAUGCAUAAAGAGAAAAUUACGACAUAUCUCUUUAUUACAAGGUAAAUUUUUUACAAUCGACCUAAGUUAUUAGAGCCUAAUACUAAAUGCCAAAGAUUCGCGGAACUUUUUGUUCUCUAUAUCUGUUUUUGAUGGAAUAAAGUUUUGCAGAUUAGAAGAGUAUUUAGAAUUUGUCGCCUUUUACAGAGACAUAUCUUUUUACAGAGUCGUCUUUUGCAGAGACAUGUCUUUAUCAAUUAUUAACUCGAAAUCUGAUAAUUGGCAAUGAGAGUAUAUGUAGUAGUUAAGCUUUUUUUUUCCCACAAAUACAUUUAUAUGUCACUGUACAAAAUGACUUGAUACGGCGGAUGUUUAUUUUUAUUUUCUUUUUUAUGAAAGCGGAAUUAUGUACAAAAUGGACACAAUCACGAAUGUGAUCAUAGGUCUUUUUGCUAAUCCAUUUGCUAUUAAAAAACGCAUUGUCCUCGAGCGACGAGCUUUGUAACACGAUAUUACCGAAUCAAUAAUAUUAAGAAAUCUUUUACAUCUUCUUUCUUAAAAAUUUAUGAAAUGAACGCAUAUGUGGAAAAAUAUAUUGAAGUUUGUAGCAACCUAUAACAAUUUGUACAUUGUAAUAACUGUUAUAUCAAUGGCUUAAUUUCUGUAAAUGUCGACAAAAAUAUCAGUUACAUAAAUCUUGUA
Molecule: messenger RNA, 4498 nt
Organism: Vollenhovia emeryi
Lineage: Eukaryota; Metazoa; Arthropoda; Insecta; Hymenoptera; Formicidae
Product: FYVE, RhoGEF and PH domain-containing protein 4-like
Exons: 7
Coding region: 679-2988 (769 amino acids)
Biological process (GO): filopodium assembly; cytoskeleton organization
Cellular component (GO): cytoplasm
Molecular function (GO): guanyl-nucleotide exchange factor activity; metal ion binding
Source: RefSeq, a predicted model, not a curated record